Messenger RNA from Metopolophium dirhodum (rose-grain aphid), 3257 nucleotides. RefSeq lists its product as uncharacterized. NCBI's taxonomy places the organism in Eukaryota, Metazoa, Arthropoda, Insecta, Hemiptera, Aphididae. The coding region runs from base 1 to 3090 and encodes 1029 amino acids. The transcript has a single exon. Gene Ontology annotation, molecular function: nucleic acid binding; aspartic-type endopeptidase activity. The record is from RefSeq and is a predicted model, not a curated record. Gene Ontology annotation, biological process: proteolysis; DNA integration.
AUGGUAGUACUUGGGACAGCAGUUGUCCGUGUUAAGGACAGUUGUGGUGUUUUACAUUCUGUAAGAGUUCUUUUGGACAGUGGUUCACAAAUUUCAGCCAUCACCAGUAGUUGUGUGUCGCGCAUAGGUCUCACCAAGCACAAGUGUUAUACCGAAAUUGUUGGUCUUGCACAAAAUCCUGUUGCAAAAAUAAAAGGCGUGACCAAUUGUCAAUUUAUUCCACAUCAUAGUACAAAGAAUAUUUUUCACUGUAGUGAUCUUUUUAUUUUACCUUCAAUAACCGACGUCAUGCCGACACUACAUUUACCACCAUGCAUUCGAAAAAAUUAUGAACAUUUAUUGCUUGCUGAUCCAAACUUUGACGUCCCAGCGCCGAUAGAUAUUUUACUUGGUGGUGACAUUUUUCCAAAUAUUGUUCGUCCACGCGCCGAUAUCAUUCAUUUUUCUUGCUAUCCAUCGGCGUUUGAUACCCUCCUCGGCUGGGUGGUGUGUGGUGCUAUUUCACAUUCCAAACCUUCGCCAGCUGUUUCACUAACUGCCACCUUGACUCCAUCAGUUGAUAAGUUACUACGCAGAUUUUGGUCUGUUGAAGAGCCCGCUGUGCCAGUGUCACCCACCACCGAGGAUCAGCUGUGCGAACAAAUGUUUGUGACGACCACCUACCGUGCACCGUGUGGUCGGUUUUGUGUUGCUCUUUCGUUUCGCCCUAAUGCCGCCGAGCUCGGAGAGUCUAGAGCUGUGGCCCUUAAACGUUUUUAUAAUCUAGAACGUAAACUGAUGAAGGAACCUCAACUAUCAAAGCGGAAGGUACUAUCCGUUAUCGCUCGAUUAUUUGAUCCAAUCGGUGCCUUGGGCCCAAUGAUUAUGUGGGCAAAGGGGUUCAUGCAGAAGCUUUGGCAGGACCAACUCGACUGGGACACUCCACUACCCGAGAAUCUAAGCACGGCUUGGAACCAGUUUCUGACGGAGUUACCAACCAUACAUCAAGUCUUUCUGCCUCGUUAUGUCAAUGUUCAGUCCUACUCUGAUAUCCAGCUUCUCGGAUUUGCAGACGCAUCAUUGAAGGGCUACGCCGCUACUAUUUAUCUACGUGUUGUCCACACCUCUGGAAAUGUGUCCGUUCAUUUUGUGUCUUGCAAGACAAAGGUCGCUCCAAUUAAAACUUAUCAGCUAGAUGAAUCAUUAUCCAUACCUCGUUUAGAACUAUGUGCUGCGCUGUUAUUGGCCCAAUCACUGUUUCACAUCCAAGAAGUUCUAUCAACAUCAAUCAAGAUCUCUCAAGUACGUGCGUGGACGGAUUCAACAAUUGUCCUUUCGUGGUUGACGUCUGAACAAAAAUAUUUUAAGAUAUUCGUCACACAUCGCGUUGUAAAGAUUCAUGCACUGGUUCCUAAGUGUCACUGGGGUCACGUUCGUACACAUGAAAACCCUGCCGACCCGGCGUCACGAGGACUUCUGCCCGCAACCAUGGCAUCGUCGUCACUACAUUGGAACGGACCAGAAUUUUUAACACGUGCUGAAGAAUACUGGCCGACGUCGACAUUCACUCCAAUGCCCCUAGAUGAUUUGCCUGAGACCAAAGCCGAUACCACGAUCGUUCUACAAGUCACUAAAAUUCAUCCGUUUAUUGAGCCUUUUCACCGGUUUUCAUCUUUGAUUAAAAUGCAACGAUUUUUGGCUUAUUGUCUCCGCUUUAGUUCUCGAUCUAGACACCGAUCUGUAUUAGCUGGACCGCUCACUAGAGCAGAGUUGAACAACGUCUUAAUCAUUGCCAUUAAGGAGACGCAAAGGGUAUAUUUUUCUGACUUGUGGAAGCAGCUGACUACAUCGCAGAUGAUAACUCCCGCUUCGCUAGCUCAACUUGCCCCAUUUGUUGAUAAUGACGGACUUAUUCGUGUUGGAGGUCGUCUUCGAUAUUCAGCGUUAACCGAAGAUGCAAAACAUCCAAUUCUUUUGCCACACUCUGCUCAUGUCACUAAAUUACUGAUACGUCAUUAUCAUUUGAGUUUUCUUCAUGGUGGACCUAAAUUAGUCCUAUCCAUGAUGUCACAUAAAUUCUGGAUUAUCUCUGGCCGAGAUGCCAUACGACGAUUUAUAUUUUCCUGCGUCACGUGUAGCCGUCACAAGGCAGAUCACCCUCGACCGUUUAUGGCAGAUCUCCCAUCAAGCCGUGUUCAACCACAUCGCCCUUUCCUACAUGUGGGUAUGGAUUACGGAGGGCCCUUCGUGAUAAAGGAUUCUCGCCGUCGUAACGCACGCACUUCGAAAGCAUAUCUCGCUCUAUUCAUCUGUAUGACAGUAAAGGCGGUCCAUUUGGAAAUUGUUUCUGACUUGACAACAGACGCUUUUCUCGCUGCAUUAGACCGCUUCGUGGCUCGUCGUGGAAUUCCGGCACAUUUGUACUCUGACUGUGGGACGAACUACGUUGGGGCUGCUCGGCAAAUUAAGUCCAUAUUUAGGGAUACCAUUGUACAAGAGAAAAUGAUUUCUCACCUCCCAUGCACUUGGCACUUCAAUCCACCAGCUGCGCCGCACUUCGGGGGGCUGUGGGAAGCUGCAAUCAAGAGUUCAAAAUAUCCCAUGAAGCAUGUCAUUGGUACGCAAAUUCUAACAUUUGAGGAAAUGUUAACAUUGGUCACCCGCAUCGAAGGAAUAAUAAAUUCACGCCCACUUACACCGGUUUCAUCAGAUCCAAAUGAUCUCGUUCCGUUAACGCCCGGCCAUUUUUUGAUCGGGCAACCAUUGCACGCUCUUCCAGAACUCGACGUUUCACAGGUUCCCCUCAACCGACUAAAUAGAUGGCAGUUGAUCCGUCAGUGUCACCAAUCUUUUUGGAAAAGAUGGGCGAAGGAAUAUUUGACCACCUUGCAAGGCCGCCAGAAGUGGUUCCACAAAGAAUUGAACCUAGCCGUUGGGGACAUGGUAAUUGUUGAAGCCCCGAGUCGGCCCCCUUCCGAGUGGCGUUUAGGGCGUGUGACGGAAGUACAUCCUGGCAAGGACGAAACAGUUCGGGUCGUUACCGUGCGUACUCAAGAUGGUACUUACAAAAGACCAGUUGUCAAACUGGUUAGAUUGCCGGUAGAUCCAUAAGUUCCUUGUCUUUCCACAAAAUUUUCCUCCAUAAAUGUAAUUUUAGUUUUAAGUUAAUUUAAGUUUGGACGCUCUCUCGUCAAGGAUCCAGGGAUGUUUUGGAAGCCUGCGUCUUCCAACGUGGGGAGGAUGUUCGGUGCGUAUGCCAGUUUGAACUUUACCCUAAC